UCGACAGAGCUGAGAUCAAGGUCCCAUAUAGCAACUCACUACCGUAAAUAAAUGGAUAACUGUUAAUUAACAGUUUUAUUUUUUUACAGUGCAUUUGCUAGUGUUGUGUUAUAUUAUCAUGCACAGUUUGACGCAUUCAAUUUAAAAAGGCUUUUUCUCCUCAGCAGCCUGUCCUGUGGGACCUCAUUCAGAGGGAGGGAAACUCUUCCGCGUUAAGAUUUUUAAUGCAGGAGUAUCUACAAAUGCCCAGAGAGAGCAUUCGCAGUGUGGUUCUGUCCGCAGAGAAAGAUGCUGUGAAAAGAUUUCUGUCCCAUGUUCAUCAGAGCUGGGAUCAACUUCACGUGGAAACUAUACAGGCCUCUCCAAAGGAACAAGAGGCCAUGGAAAGUAUGACCGCUGCUUUCAUCCACAAGUUUCCCCGAGUCACACCUGAGCUUUUCAUCGACCUCUCCCAGUUUAUACCAUACAUGUCCGUCUCUGACAUCAUGACCUUCCCCGCCUCUCUCAUGGUCAAUGAAAGUGUACUGCUGGCCAUAAGCGAUCACAGCUCUGAGAUGAAGUCUCUACAAAAGCAAGCCUUCGUAAAACGCCUGCUGCAGUCCAGUGUUGCUGGAGAAGUCCCUUCGUGGCCUCCAUAUUUCCUCAGCUCCAUUCAACCUCUUCUUCCACAUCUCCCAGUCAGUCACUUUCAGCAACUCACAUCACAGCAGCUCAUGCCGUUAAUGGAGAUGUUGGGGAACAGCAGUCUGGAUGCCACAAGGGGGCGCCAUGUACUUCGUACCGUCUUCGGCAGGGGAAAGAACCUGACUAGCGACAACAUAAUGAGGGAUUUAGGUCGUAUUGCUGGUGGGAUGAGCUGUGAAUGGCUGAUGCUGUGGGUAAAUGACUCGGGCUUCAUUGAAUUAUUGCAGUUCAUCACUGCGUUACCAGGAGGACUUAGACCUGGUUUGAGGAAAUGCAUUGUGUUGGAGUUACAGCAACAGCCUGAUAUUGAUCUGAACGACUUGGACCCCUCAUUUGCUGCAAGCUUACCGUUGACCAUGAUGGAGCACCUGUCUAACUCCUCACUCAUAGGCGUACUGGAGCAUGUUCGACAACACUUCAUUGACUUCCUGCAGCUUCCACGACACAAACAAACGGCUCUGGCAGAGAAAGCUAUUGACGUACUCGGCAUCUCUGAUGAUGGCCUCACCGGAGUCUCCUUGGACAUCCUCGGCCCUCUUCUGCCCUUUCUGGACAGGGAUGUGUUAGAUGACAUCGACAGAGAUGCUCUGAAACUGCGACUGGAGGAGCUCAAACAAUAUUGCCUGCCCUCUGACACCUUCCGACAAAUAUCAGCUUUGCUUACAGAGAAGAGCAUGCUGGGAGAACCAAAAACAUGGACGGUUGGAGAUGUCGAGCAUGUGGGAAGACUUCUGUUCACACUUUCACCUCAGCAGAUCAGAUCAUUACCACUGGGUGAUUUAGGUAAAGACACGGUUGAGCAGGUUCUGAUGAGCCAGUGGAUUUGGAAAAACAGCGAACUGGGAGAAGCUUGCUGGGACUUAAAGGGAUUACGAGAAAAGAUGAACGUCCUCAUCCACAGGAUCAUUAAAGGUCGAUGGUGGAUGAGACGCGGGCCCAUCCCAAGCUGUGCAGACAUUAAAGGGACAUUUCCCUCGGCCUGGAGGUCCUAUCAGCUAAAACGAAUGAAGAGGAGAGAGCUGAAGACUUGUGUUGAGUUCAUCGGCCAGGAUGACACACUUGACGACGAGCAACGUGAAGCACUUUGGAUGGAACUCAGACCAGUGUAUAAACCAGUGAAGCAGCUUAAACCAGAACAGGUGUUGGAACUGGGUUGUAUAGUGACUGAAAUGGGCGAAAGAGAGCUACAAGCUGUCAAUCUGUCCAGUUUGGGUGUAGUAGCCCAUCUUGGGGACCUCAAUGGGUGGAACGCUAAGAAAAUGAGAGCAGUUGUUCUUGGCAUAAUGAAGAGACUUAAAUGGAAACCUGAAGAACUUGGUGUUGUGGAGCUCGUCUCUCUUGGAUAUUUGCUUUGUGGUUUCACUCCUUCGGAAAUAUCCAGACUUGACCCGUUCAACCUGAGUGUUGCUGCUUUGUUUCUGGGGGAGAUUGUACUGCCGUGUUCUGAGCAGCAGACCGAGGCGCUGACGUCACGAAUAUCCAAUCCUCUGGGCUUUGGUCCAGUCAGCAACUGGGGCUCCGAGGUCUUCACCGAGAUUGGGACUUUGGCAGCCGGGCUGGAGGACAUGGUAUUGUCUGCACUUAUAAAAGAGCAAGUGGAAGGACUGACGCCAGCAGCAAUAUCCCUGAUACCACCACGAAAAUUGGCUGUGGUAUUCAGUGCCACACAGCUGUCCUGGCUGAGCUCUGAACAGGCGUGUGCCGUGACAGAGGAGCAGUGGGCAGAAUUAGACAGCGAACAAAGACAAGCACUUGACAUGGCUCAGUUUGAAGGAGAAUUCAUGCUUGGACACAGAGGCAGGAGCCAGGCGGCAUCGUUACGGUUUACAGGCUGCUUCACAAAAUGUUUAUUAUUUCUUGUCUGUACAUUGUUGAUUCUCUUUUAACAAUUAAAACUAAGGAUAUU
Danio rerio (zebrafish) is the source of this 2590-nucleotide messenger RNA. The record is from RefSeq and is a predicted model, not a curated record. NCBI's taxonomy places the organism in Eukaryota, Metazoa, Chordata, Actinopteri, Cypriniformes, Danionidae.